AUGGCAACAUUACCAUCUCAACCUGAGCCUAAUCCAAUGGAGCAAUGCAAUGCCAUUACUCUAAGAAGUGGGAAAAAUUUGAAUGGGACACAAACACAUAAGUCAUGCACGCCUGUGUUGAAGGAGGAGCACGCCCUUGCAUCACCCUGUAAGCCCAUGCUACUUGAAACAGAACAGCCGUGCUUAGAACAGCACGCCCUUGCAGACAAUGAAGGCACGACUGUGCUAGACGGAAGCAAGGUCGUGCUCAACGAAGGCACACCCGUGCUGGAUGAUGAGCAAGGCCGUGCUUACCACCCAGAUGCGAAAAAGGAGACAAGGGAAGAUGCACCAGUGAUGCUGAAAUAUGCUAAAUUUCUCAAGGAGAUGCUAAGCAAUAAAAAGAAAUUGGAAGAAUUCGAGACAGUCAGAUUGAAUGAGGAGUGCUCAGCAAUUUUACUAAGGAAGCUUCCGCCUAAGCUUAAGGAUCCAGGGAGUUUUACAAUUCCAUGCACUAUAUGCAAUUCUUAUUUUGAUAAAGCGCUCUGUGAUUUAGGUGCUAGCAUCAAUCUAAUGUCAUUUUCUAUGUUUAAAAGGUUGGGUAUGCAAGAACCCAAGCCAACUUCAAUCUCUCUGCAGCUUGUUGAUCGUUCAAUAACGUAUCCUAGGGGCAUAGUGGAGGAUGUCCUAGUCAAGGUAGAUAAGUUCAAGUUUCCUGCAGAUUUCAUUGUCUUUGACAUGGAAGAGGAUGACGAAGUACCUAUCAUACUAGGGAGGCCUUUCCUAGCCACAGGAAGAACAAUAAUAGAUGUUCAGCAAGGGAAGCUCACACUGAGGUGUUGGGGAGACAAAGCUGUUGGGGAGACAAUUGCAUAUCAAGGGAGUUACCUCUGA
This is a messenger RNA of Abrus precatorius (Indian licorice), 873 nucleotides long. RefSeq lists its product as uncharacterized. The coding region runs from base 1 to 873 and encodes 290 amino acids. The transcript is spliced from 3 exons. NCBI's taxonomy places the organism in Eukaryota, Viridiplantae, Streptophyta, Magnoliopsida, Fabales, Fabaceae. The record is from RefSeq and is a predicted model, not a curated record.